AGCUUUUACAACAAGCUGAUGUUGAAUAUAAGAGUGAUGAGAUAGUUAAAGUUGAGAUUUGCUGUAUAAGAAGCAAGCAAUAUAACACGAUUGCAUUAGGAUUAGACGAAAAAGAAACUACUAUAGGCAAACAAUUUUUAGAAAAUCUUAAUGCUUUACUUUGGGAGCUUGAUGAACAUCAUGAGAAAUUAAAAAAUCAGAGAAGUGAAUCAUGGAAUGAGUUUGUUGAAGAAGUUUUUAAAUUAAUUUUAUGUAUUCAAAAAUACAUUAAAUAUCUUGAAAGCAUUAAUGAAAGUGUUAAUACAAUUCAUAAUACUAUGCAGCUUGCAUGA
This is a messenger RNA of Racocetra persica, 332 nucleotides long. Lineage: Eukaryota; Fungi; Glomeromycota; Glomeromycetes; Diversisporales; Gigasporaceae. The record is from the annotation of a GenBank genome assembly.